AUGCCGGGAAGGUUGAUCAUGGAGCACGAGGGCGCAGACAAUGCCCCAACCAGCAAGGGCCCAGGCGCAGCGCAAACGACAAAUGGUGUCGCGCCGCACUCACAAUCUGAUGGUCUAUCCGGCGCACCAAACGGCUACAUUCCCAACGGCCAUUCAGUCCCUUCUGAGAACAUGGCUGUUUCCUCCUCCAUGCUGGCCCUCCCGCCAGAGAUAAGACAGGUCAUGUUGGACUCUGGACCUCCGCCUGAGAUUGAGCACAUUACGGAAGGCUUUCAACCGCUGGGGAAGCUCAUAGGCCGAGCGGCGCAAGAAUGCUACAACGAGCUUGCGGAAGUGCUCGAUGAAAUGGCGCAGAUGCAGGUUCCUCAACAGGCCAACAGUUCUUUGCCCAACGGGGUCAAUCACAAUGCGGGAGCCGCUGGAGCCGGAGUCGCGACACCAACUGGUGUUCAGAAGAAAACGAUGUUGAUGAGCUUUGCACACCGUCGAAGGGAGAUGUUCAUCAAACUAUGGAUUCUGUCGCAAUGGAGUCGGCAGGCCGAAGACGUGAGCAAACUCAUUGACAUCUGGACCUGGCAGCGAGCAACGAUGGAUAAAUUCGACAAUGCGGCCCAUUUCAUUGCUGAUAUCAAGCUCUCGACUCACAAUGCGAAGAUGCCAAAUCCGGACAUGAAAACAGCCCUAGAGGUUCUUUCUACUGGGAAAGCAUCCUGGAUGCCAGACUUGAACUACAUCCCGCAAGACCCACUGGAUGCUCAGGGCAUAGCAGACACCUUACAGAAUCUUAACUCUAUAUUAUCGAUACGCUUAAACCUUCAUGAGUCUCUACCUCGAUACCUGCAGAAGUGGUCGAUAGCGUCAGGACGAGCAACGUUUGUGAUACCCGGCGAGUUCGAGUUCGACGUCUCGGUAGCAGACGAAGAGCCCUCGUCACAGUUCUGGUUUGUCGACAUCAGAUUCCUAUUCUCUCCGGCACCACAGGUUUCGGAUGAGUUCAAAGACAUUCUACAAAAUCAAUGCAAUGCAGUGCUCGGCACGCAAGGGUUAGCACGCUGUCACGAGUUCCUUCAUAACUUCACUCUCACCCACAAGAUCUCUGUCCUCUGGCGACAGGCACAUGAAAUGAACGCGGGCGCUUGGCAAGAUUCGUUACGGAUAGAACACGUCCAUCGAGUGCUGGUGAUACAGUACUGGACUGAUCUGCCUGGCGGCAAGAACUGGCUAGAGUUUGGCGUGAUGAGCGCGACUUCCAAUGAUCGAAACACGUUUGCGACCAAUGCAGCACAGCCAAAGAUCGGCAUGCGGUGGUUCCGCAAUGGGAAAGAAACGACUGAUUCCGUGGCGCUUCAAUGGGAAGACGUAUCCAUGGAGCUGACAAUGAAGCGCGUCAUUGCGCGUCACAUAAACAUGGUACUGGCCUCCGUUCAUGGGAAGCUUGUUGCUGCGGCUGGCGGCAACGAAGCGUUCGGAGCCAGCCUGUCUACUUCGGAAACGGAGCCCGGUGACUGCGCGCUGCGGGCAUGGCUGGAAACGCCAGAUAACGAGAUUACUUUGAAGGUGGAUAUGGCGACCGGACGCUUGACUCUACUGCCGGCGACAGGAUCAUCAGCGCGCAUCGAAGUGGAGCUUAACAGGAAGGACUCCCCGGCCGAAGAAGUAACACGGGCGCUGGCCUACUAUCUAUGUAGGAGCAUACAGAGCAACAUAGAAGAGCACGCCGAGAGCACAGGUUGGAAACGACUGAGGCAUAUUCGGGUCAAGCCGGAUGCGAUGAAAGCGGCGCUCAACCAAGAUAUCUUGCAACUCAGCUUCUUCCGAGGCAAUGGAUGGGAUCCGAGUUGGGCAAUAGUCGCCAGCAUCACACCGCUUGGCCUGACUUGGUGGAGCCUGGAACUGACUGACCCUGUCUUUGGUGGAGCUAUCACCGCAGCGAUUCCUAUACCAUCGCUGAGGUUGAACAGCAAACCAGUCCCGAUCUCCGGAUCCCUCCUAGCUAAGAUUGAGCGCAUGGCUGUCGCGGCGAUCUCAAUGCGCACAACGGUCCGCGACUUGAGGCAGCGGAAGAUACCGUUCGGUGUGCGUGAAGAAUCUGUCUUCACCUCCCCAGGAACUUCGGGCACCCCUAACGCCCAUCAGGUGGUAGCACUCUAUGUGCAGUUAUCGAAACUACUCCAGCAGAGCCGCAACCAGCCCGCUCCGAGCGCCACAUUCUGGGCAUCCGACUUUGUCCGGCUUGUCUAUCACGGCUUGGACGUCGAGCGACGCAAAGUGUUGCACAUCGCAAAGGGCUUCUUAGCUCAGCGACAAGUGGACAUGAACAGACUGUUGAAGACCUCCGACAAAGACGACUGCAUUUUCCAUAGCAACGGCGCGUUCUCGAUGAUGCUCCGUUCCCCCUUUGGCACCUCCUUUGUCAAGCAAUUUGCGCUGUGCUUACACAACAUCGAACGUCUGCGCUUCUUCAUCGAAGUACUCCAAAGGCGCAAAUUCAAGAUCGGCAAGACUAGUCCCUCGCGAAUCUCUUUCCGGUAUGGCGAAAGCGCCAGCCUGAGCGCAGACAUCUAUCUACAGGAAGGCGCAGCAAUGAGGCUGCAUCUCGCACCGGACAAUCCACAACAGAGAGCCCUUGUCUGGCUCACCAAUCAACUCAACGACAACGACGCCGGAUUCGACACGUUCGCCCACAUGUUACAACUCAGUCUUCCCCUACUCCGCGCCUUACAGUCCAUCGAGACUCGCGAACGACCUGCAGCGGAGCGGCCGUCCAUUCACUCUCACAGCGCUGAUUGGCAUUCGAUGGUGUAUUCAAACCCAAUGUCAUCCUUCAGCAUACGGCUACGCACACACAAGGACAAAGUUCAAUGGCACAUACAAGAUACAGUUGCCAGCACAAGGCCGCCUCAGCAGCGGUCGGAGCCGCUCAGGGGAGCUCUUCAGGCAUUGUAUAGCGACGAGGGCAAAGACUGGAGGGGUACGGGAGCUGGCAUUGUAGCCGGGAUAGUGGGUGUCGAGGAGGUGAUGCUAAAGCUGGACGAAGUGGUCACCCAGCACGCGGUCGCUGAGGGCGCUGCUCCGCAGCAACUUCCGGCCCUACAGCAACCGCAGCAUGAGGUUAUCAACAUUGACUGA
Molecule: messenger RNA, 3129 nt
Organism: Coniosporium apollinis CBS 100218
Lineage: Eukaryota; Fungi; Ascomycota; Dothideomycetes
Exons: 2
Coding region: 1-3129 (1042 amino acids)
Biological process (GO): regulation of transcription by RNA polymerase II
Cellular component (GO): mediator complex; core mediator complex
Molecular function (GO): transcription coregulator activity
Source: RefSeq, a predicted model, not a curated record